AUGUCGCGUUCAAGUAUUCCAAGAUAAUUGCCACCUUUGUAACAAAAGAGAGGAGGGGAAGGGGAAAUGCCAUUUGGAGGAUAGUAGCAAUUAUCAUAGCCGGCAGAGAAGAAGGUGGAUUUUGCGAAUUCAAAUUUUGAGCAGAACGAGGAUCAAUAGGAGAACGAGGAUGAAAGAUUGUAACCUGCGCCGAAUCAUGAUAGUGGUAUGACAUAUACCAACUUCAUGAACGAUGAUAUAAUUUAUAAUUGUUACUCUUUGGGAGAUCGAAUAGGAGCCCGAUUAAGUCGAUUGAUUCAUUGUGAUCCGCCAAGACUCACGUUUGUGGAUCGGUUGAAUAAGUUGGAGUACGAUUAAAUUGUGAACCCAUUCUCAUUGAGUGAGAAGGACAAAGCUCAAAUUACACCGGACAGAACUGUGGUAGUGAGAAUAAUUGGGACAUCGCAAUUGUAGAUGGAUACGAAUAUUCAGCAUCCUUUUAUUCGGAUGCAUGUGAUCAACAUUAAGAAUGGGUGCUAUUUGUAUAAGCCAAAAAAUGAGGACAAUUAAGCAAGAGAGUUCACAAAUGCAGUGUACAAUUAUGAGAGCAAUUGCAUUACUAAUAUAGUGGAUGGGGAGAGGGAGAGAGUUACUUGUGAAUUGGAGUUACUUACUGCUUUUUCGACAAAUUUCUGUGAUAUGCGUAUGGCGACCAAUAGCAGGGCAGAUUGGAAUGAGGAAAUAUUGAUUAAUAUACCAGCAGAUGAAUUCUAUAAAUCAGAUACAAUAAUUUUGUUUGAACUCCUCGAUUUUCAUCCUAUUUAUUUAUAAUAACAUAAUAGUGAGUUUUUGGAUUCGGAUAACUUCUAUAGGAUAGCUUGGGGUUAUACAAGACCGAAUGGGUUAUGUAGAUUGCAUUUGGGAUUAAGCAAGAUACAAUUAUACAAGUAUUUGUUUGACACGAGUAAAUUGAAAUCAGUAAGCAGGAGAGAAUCAAUUCCUUUGGUGUAUUUCGAUUUUCUCUGGCUUGACAAAGUUGAAUAUGAUGCAGUUUUGAAUGUGUAUUUGGGAACAGAAGCCAAGCCACAAUUCCUUGAGAUUUACGGCAAGAACCGUAGUACCAAUGUGUUCGAGAUAGAAAAAGGAGAUGAGGAAGCAAGAGAGAAAGUGAAACAUUCUGUUGUCAUAGACAAAGUGAUCGAAUAGAGAGUGGAAGAAAUCACAGACUAGGAGAAAAUUAAUCUAAGGAGACGUCGUUAUCUCGGAGACAAGGAAGAUCACAUUCCAGAUAAGAUAGCCUACAAAUUCGCCAGUGCUCCCAUGGGAUGUUAUAGAUUAGCCUUUAAUAAAUAUGGUAAUUAUCUGGCAUGUGCAUGUACUUACAAAAAUUCAAAAACCAUAAUAAAAUUAUUUGAUGUCGAAACUGGUCAACAUUUCACAACUUAUAAAGGACAUAGAAAUAUCAUCCAUGAUUUACAAUUCUCUCAGAAUUCUCAAUAUUUAAUUACAGUAUCAAGUGAUUACACAGCCAAAGUUUGGAGUGUACCUCAACAUUCAGGGGACAUUGUGAGUGAAGAAGAUUCAGAUUUAAUGUUAAUCUGUCAACUCCAACAUCCAUCUUUUGUUUAUGCAGGUCUCUUUCUGAUGGAUAGCAAAUUGCCAGUUGUGGCCACUUGUUGUUUCGAUAGCAGAAUGCGCAUAUGGCAAUUUGAGUCUAAUCAAUCAUUACAGAUAAGUGAUGAACCAAUUCAAUAGGAAAUCAUCUCCUAUGAUGGCAUCUCCUUUGAUCAAUUUGAUAAUCUUGGUAAUCACAGACAUCCCAAUUGCAUAGUAUAUGAUGGUGUCAAAUGUUUGUAUGUUGGAGAUUCAUUGGGAAAUGUCCACUUUUUUGAUAUCAAUCUCUCUGGAGUGAUUUAAGAAAUCAGUGGAAAUGCAAUCAACUAAAUUCAAUUAAUGCCUCCAGAAUAACAAGAUCUCUUGAUUCACACUAGAGAUAACUGUCUUAGAAUUGUCGAUUUUAAGUCUGGAGAUGUCAAUAAUCGAUUCUUUGGAUCUCAAUCUGUCAAAAUUGCUUGUAGAAGUGUUCCUAGUCCAAAGGGAGAUUAUGUGUUAUCAGGCAGUGAAGAUGGCAAACCUCAUCUCUGGAGUAAUCUAACCCAAACCUUACCCACUGAUUUAUUCUAAUUUAAUGUCAUUGGCCCUGUUGCUGAUGUUGCUUGGAAUAUAGGAUAUCACAUGAUUGCCGUGGCUGGCUUUGGAGAUGAACAUCCUAUCCUCAUCUACGUUUGGGAAAGAGAGGGAGAUCUCAAUUUUAUUGAAGCCAAAAAGUUACAGGAUGAAAUUAAAAUCAAACAUAGAGAAUAAGAUGAUAUUGUAUUUAAUAUUUAAGCAAAACAAACUCUCGGUCGCUUUCAACAAUCCAUUUAAGCAUAAGGUCUCUUUUAACCCUAGUUGGCUUAGUCCUCCUAAAUCCCUUUUUUACCCUAAUCCGUAUUCAACUAAUAGUAGCCUGGCAAUUAAUCAAAAACUAAUACAUAAGCAGGACCAUUUGGAUCAUCGGGACCCUUUGGUUAACCAUAAUAGGGACCUUUUGGUUAAUCAUAAUAAUAAUAAUAACCCUUUGGUUAGCCAUAAUAAUAAUCAUAAGGACCUUUUGGUUAAUCGUAAGUACCUUUUGGGCAGUAAUAAAAUCCCUUAAAUUCCGGUCCAUUUGGAUAACCAUAGUCAUAAGGUCCCUUUAGUCAAAUGCCUUUUUAAUAAUAGUAACAAGUACCUCCUAAUAAUCCAAAUACACCUUAUAACGCAAACUAUCAAAUGCCAUUUUCAUGA
Messenger RNA from Paramecium tetraurelia, 2808 nucleotides. RefSeq lists its product as uncharacterized. Gene Ontology annotation, molecular function: protein binding. Lineage: Eukaryota; Ciliophora; Oligohymenophorea; Peniculida; Parameciidae. The transcript is spliced from 6 exons. Gene Ontology annotation, biological process: motile cilium assembly. Gene Ontology annotation, cellular component: ciliary basal body. The record is from RefSeq and is a predicted model, not a curated record.